Messenger RNA from Penicillium alfredii, 3102 nucleotides. RefSeq lists its product as uncharacterized. Gene Ontology annotation, molecular function: microtubule binding. Lineage: Eukaryota; Fungi; Ascomycota; Eurotiomycetes; Eurotiales; Aspergillaceae. The transcript has 3 exons. Bases 1 to 3102 code for a protein of 1033 amino acids. The record is from RefSeq and is a predicted model, not a curated record.
AUGUACUCUGUGUAUAGCAAAGACACUGAAGCGGAUCGGCUGGUUGCCGAGACGCGCUUGGACCAAAACAUUCCCGAGCCCCGACCCCAAAACAAACCUCUUCCUCCUCCAUGCUCUGCCAUUGACCACCCUCUUGAACACCCCCAUUCAUUGAGCAUGUCUCAAGAUAACACGAGACACUCAGGCGCGUCUUCAGCAAGCUUUACGGUGUCCGAUUUCGACCCUGAACACGAAGCUAUGGCCUCGACCCGAGAAUUGGACUUCAGUCCUCGACUUCCCAGCAACAAAAUUAGAUCUGGACGACAACGCGUCCAGGAAGAAGAACCCGAUUUUGCCAUUAACACAUCUACUCUCGAAAACGCCUUUCCCGAAUUCUCCCAGAUCCAGACCUCCGAAGAAGACGACUCGUCCAACAGCGACAUGUCCAUUGAAGCUGGACGCGGCAUCGCGAAACCCGCCCGUCGCUUGGAUGACUCGCGCAGCUCCGUCAUGAGCUUCGAAAACAGUGUGCGCUCGUCAUCUCCUGCCGUUCGAGUGGAUUACCCGACGCCCCAAAAGCCCGCCAUGCGUUCCACGUCGCGACGCGCAGUCAGCGAGAACCUCCGCAAGGAUGCCCAAUUGCGACGAGCCAGCCAAGCCCAGAAGGAAGCCAUGAGCCCUCAAGUAUCCAAGACACAACGUGCGGACCAACGGCGGUCGCUUUCCGAAAUGCACGCCAAAGUCCGCGACAACUAUGAUGGUUCGUUUCUUGGUGAUGAACGUCCUGCACCCGUUGCGGCCAACUCUCGAUCGACGCGUUUUAGCAAUCCACACAACUCCCAGGAUAUUGCUGACGCAGUGGAGCGAGCAUCACGGGAGGCUUACGCGAAGGAGAUGCGCAGAGGAAGCAUGCCGAACAAUGUUUCCAAGCCGGCUGCCAACGUUACCCAUACAUCGAAUGCUCCCGGGGACACCAUGACCCGGCAGUCUUUUCUUCUCCCCGACCUUCCUAACAUCUCCGAGCUUGUUUCCGGUGUCUAUGAAGAUGGCACGCCGGUCUUUUCUCGCCAGCAAAAGAUGCGCUCUACCAGAUUCGUUCCACUUGAGCAGGAUGCAACCGAUGUUUCCUUGACCCGUGAGCAUAUGCCUCUGGAUGCCGUUCCGAUCCCGGAAGAUGAGAAAGCCUUGUUUGUUUCUCUCAGACUGCUUCAGGACAAGGUGUCUGAGCUGGAGAUGUUCAAGUCAGAAGCAGAGAAACGGCUUGAGGGUUAUCGUCAGGAAAAUGCCACGUUGAAGGGCAACCGGCCUCGCAAUUCAGACAGAUACGAGACGGAUGAUGUCGACCAUAAGAGGGGAUCGAAACGGUUGGCAAGUGAAAACCAGAAGCUGGAAGCUGCCAACCUUGCCCUUCAGAACCAGUUGGAUAUUGCCGAUAGAAAGGCUCAGGUUCAAGAGUCUGCCAUCAAGCGACUCAAUCACGACCGCGAGUCUGCCAUUUCCCAACUUGGAGCCGCCUAUCUUGAGACUCGGGAGCUCAAGGCCGAGAACGAGGUGCUCCGACAGGAGAACGGGGAGCUCAAGUCCCAAUCCACCCGCAUCUCGAGCCGAAAGUCUCGCGAACAGGAUACAGUUGACUCUGACGCCAGCUCAGCCAUCUCCGACGCAGAAGACAGCCAGCAUUAUACAGAGCGUACGGACAGGAGCCGCAGCACGAAAGAUGUGACCUCCAAGAGUGCCCGAUCCAACUACAAGAACAAGCGCCAGGAUGACUCUCGGGCCAAGAUUUCUACCCAGGUUAAUAAGGAGAUUUCUCGACUUGAGAAGGAGCGUGCCGAAGAGGCCCUCUUCUCCAUUGAUCUACCAACGCCCAAGCGUACAGCGCCAGCGAAAGCAGCGAAGUCUGAUACAUCUCGCCCGACCGAAUCCAAGAGUGCAAAGAAGCAACCGAAUACCGGCAAGCAGCGUGUCAAGCGAGUCGUGGUGGAGGAUGUCACUGAGCCGGUUGAGACGACCGAGCCGACCAAGGCGUCCUCUGGUGAUGAUGAUUUGACCUAUCUAACUUUUAUUGAUGAAAAUGAAAUUGCCCGUUUGCGCAAGACCCUCGAAGAGGAAAGAUUGGCACGCAAGCAACGUCGCUCGAGUGUCCCCAAGGACCCUACUGCCACAGAAACCGUCAAUUCUACCCGCCAAAGUAUUCUCAAGGCUCCUGCCCCUCGCAAGUCUUCACCCCGCGAGAGCAAGCCUGCAAUCCCGCGGCCUGCGUCGGCUGCAGGUGACAUUACCACCGAGUCUCGAGCGACUACGGACGGGGACAACAGUCUGGCAGUGCCGACGGCAGAACGUCCACGACGCCACUCCGACCACUCGGUGCCGGUGAUCUCUCCGCGCAAGAAGUGGCGCAAUGUCGAGGACAUGACGUCCGCGUUCAUCCUGCCGGACAUCACGCUCCACCACGCCGAUUUGGCGGCCACCAACCCGUCGCGUCUGCCCGAAGCAGCCCUGAAAGCCCUGGAUGGGAUUGCCCAGCACGAUGGAAAGAACUGCAUGGUCUGCAAGAACGUCCUCCCCAAUGAUGGCUCGUGCAACCACGAACCCGUCAAGAUCCCCAAGCCUGUCCCCGUGUCGGAACGCAUGCCGAAGCCGUCUCCCUACAACGAGGACCCUACCCUCCGCCCCUCGCAGCCGCCAGCUAUCGCCCUUGCUACCGUCCUCAAGACCUUGGAGGACGAACUGUCCCAUCUAAAGAUGCAGCUGGCGUCCUACCAAAGCGCCUACAACAAGCUCGAUGCGUCUCUCGGCAAGCGCCAGCGCAAAUCACUCCUGGAACGCAUCGACAAGGUUUUGAAAGACGUCGACAUGAAGUCCGAUCAAAUCUAUUCACUCUAUGAUGUUCUGGAGGGCCAGAAGCAGGCCGGUCAUCAAAUGACCGAGCAGGAAAUGGAAAUGACCCUCGAGUCUAUUGGUAUUGAUGUGCCGCCUGUCCAGGAUGUCACUGGCAUCACGGACAAGUCUUCGCGUUUUGCUGUUCCCCUGGAUUUGGAUGAGGAUGAGGAUGAGCUUCCCUGGGAGGGAAUUGAGAGCACUGCUGACAUGACGGGUCGUACUGCUGAUAGUCGGCACUGA